CUUCACAGCAUGGCGACGAGCAAGCUAUUCACUUUAGUGCUGGUUCUGCAGCCACAGAGGGUCCUGCUGGGGAUGAAGAAGCGUGGCUUUGGGGCCGGGCGAUGGAAUGGCUUCGGAGGGAAAGUCCAGCCGGGGGAGACCAUCGAGCAGGCCGCCAGGAGGGAGCUCCAAGAGGAGUGUGGACUGACUGUGGAUUCUUUAGAAAAGACGGGCAAGAUCACCUUUGAGUUCGUAGGCAACAUGGAGCUGAUGGAAGUCCACAUCUUCCGGGCUGACAGCUUCCAGGGAGAUCCCACAGAAAGCGAAGAAAUGUGCCCACAGUGGUUUGAACUGGACCAGGUGCCCUUCAAGAGCAUGUGGCCAGAUGACACUUACUGGUUUCCCCUUCUGCUCCAGAAGAAGCGGUUCCAUGGCUAUUUUAAGUUCCAGGGGCAGGACACGAUCUUAGACUAUACCCUGAAGGAGGUGGAGAAUGUAUAAGAGGAGACUGAGAAGAACAGAGGCUGACUGGCUGAAUUUAAAUCAUAGCCCAUAUUGGGUAGAGGCAAAUGAUUACAUUUUCAUACAAAUAGCCUUUGUUAUAAACUCUUUACCAAAGGAAACAACUC
Messenger RNA from Anolis carolinensis (green anole), 608 nucleotides. It is a transcript of the gene nudt1, whose product is annotated as nudix hydrolase 1. Gene Ontology annotation, biological process: DNA protection. The transcript has 3 exons. The coding region runs from base 10 to 480 and encodes 156 amino acids. The record is from RefSeq and is a predicted model, not a curated record. Gene Ontology annotation, molecular function: 8-oxo-7,8-dihydroguanosine triphosphate pyrophosphatase activity. Lineage: Eukaryota; Metazoa; Chordata; Lepidosauria; Squamata; Anolidae.